Messenger RNA from Fibroporia radiculosa, 1053 nucleotides. RefSeq lists its product as uncharacterized. Gene Ontology annotation, molecular function: arylformamidase activity. Lineage: Eukaryota; Fungi; Basidiomycota; Agaricomycetes; Polyporales; Fibroporiaceae. The record is from RefSeq and is a predicted model, not a curated record. The transcript has 14 exons. The coding region runs from base 1 to 1053 and encodes 350 amino acids.
AUGCUACCGACGAAUCUUCCCACAUUUGAUGAGCUACCGAGAUUCCACAGCUUCUCUGGCUGUGCUUGGGAUGUCUGGGGUAAGGACGACGAGUUAGGCACUAUCAACUUGCUCACCGAAGAAGUGGUCAAAGAGGCUGCUGCACACGAGAUACGGUUAGGCAAGACCAUCUGUCUGAACUGGCCCGUGAAUUUUCCAAGCAAGCCCAUGUAUGGUCGCCAAGCUCCUAGAGUGAAAUUAUGGGCUGGACAUGAUGAUGUCGUGAACGAUGAUUCACUGCAUAUCAACACUCAGUCUGGUACCCAAUGGGACGGGCUGAGACACUUUGGCCUGUUGGGCUAUGACGUGUUUUACAACAACACCGCGAGCGGCUCCUUCCCGAAGGGCUAUCUGUACUUCCCAGAUCCUAACGCUAUCGACCAGAAACAGAUUAAGCUGGGAAUUCAUAACUGGGCGCAGCAUGGUAUUUGUGGGCGGGGCGUGCUCCUAGACCUUGUGCGCUAUUAUACAGCGUCAGGGGCUAAAUUACCGUAUGAUCCAUGGACGGCACAUGCCAUUCCAGUCAAGGAUCUAGAAGACUGUGCGCGAUUCCAAGGUAUAACGUUCAAGCAAGGUGAUGUUCUGAUACUUCGAAUGGGCUUUAUACGGAGGUAUCAUACUGCUAGUCAAGAAGAAAGGGAUAGUCUCGGGAGCAAGCCGGAGACUUUCGCGGGUAUCGAACAGUCAGAAGACAUGAAACGAUUCCUCUGGAACAAUCAUUUCGCUGCGGUGGCUUCUGAUCAGCCAGCACUUGAGUGUUGGCCAAAUCUUGACUUUAACUACUUGCAUCAGGUGUGUAGCGCAGAUCGUCGUCUCAAUUUGUACCAACUCUUUGGGUACAUCCAACAGACACUUCUUAGUCUGUUCGGUAUGCCCAUCGGCGAAUUCUUUGACCUGGAAAAGCUAUCCGAGGUGUGCGCCGAGAAUGAUAGACACACAUUCUUCUUUACGUCCUGGCCACUCAACGUGCUCGGCGGGGUUGCAAGCCCAGCAAACGCUGCGGCAUACCUCUAA